Lactuca saligna is the source of this 489-nucleotide messenger RNA. Lineage: Eukaryota; Viridiplantae; Streptophyta; Magnoliopsida; Asterales; Asteraceae. The record is from the annotation of a GenBank genome assembly.
AUGCCUCGCGACGACGAUGAUAACGAUCAUUGUCUCGGUGCAGUCACCCCACUUCCAUUUUCAUGCAACCCUUCAGCACCAACACCGCUAUAUCCCUUCUGGCUUUAUGCUCCCGACCUCACAAGCGCAGACCCAAGAACUAGGGCUUUUAUAUCGGCAUCUUCAGGAAGAACAAGGAUAUUCGCUCUUCCUCCUUCCAAAUCGACUAAUUAUUCAUCAGCUCUUGUUGAAUACAUGUCUCCCAAAUCAAAUCAGGAAGAUGAGGACCUCGAGGCUGCUGAGGUUGCUAGGACAGCUGCAAACAGCAUCUCUGAGUUGCAAAACGAGCUUGAAGGCUCAGAAUCUUCUAAAGAAGAUCAAGAUCAUCAAGAAACAUCUGAUAAAGAUCAAGAAAGUGAAGAUGAAGAUGAUAAAAAGCACAAGGCUCCUCAUGAAAGACUUGAGAAAGCCAGUGAAGACACAAUCCUUGGCCAAGCAAGUUCUAAAUGA